Perognathus longimembris pacificus (Pacific pocket mouse) is the source of this 812-nucleotide messenger RNA. RefSeq names its product mediator of RNA polymerase II transcription subunit 19-like. The record is from RefSeq and is a predicted model, not a curated record. Gene Ontology annotation, cellular component: mediator complex. Gene Ontology annotation, biological process: positive regulation of transcription by RNA polymerase II. Gene Ontology annotation, molecular function: transcription coregulator activity; transcription factor binding. Lineage: Eukaryota; Metazoa; Chordata; Mammalia; Rodentia; Heteromyidae.
UGGGCCGAGGGGACGAUGGAGAAUUUCACGGCGUUGUUUGGAGCUCAAGCCGACCCACCACCGCCCCCAAGUGCAUUAGGCUUCGGACCAGGGAAGCCUCCACCUCCUCCUCCUCCUCCUCCUGGCGGAGGUCCUGGGACGGCCCCGCCUCCAGCUGCGACUACGGCUGCCCCGGGAGCAGAUAAAUCUGCGGCUGGUUGUGGCCCUUUUUACCUCAUGAGGGAACUGCCAGGUAGCACAGAGUUGACGGGCAGUACCAACCUGAUCACACAUUACAAACUGGAACAUGACUAUAAUAAGUUCUGUGGAAAGAAGGUGAAGGAGAAGCUAAGUAACUUUCUGCCCGACCUGCCAGGGAUGAUUGAUCUGCCGGGCCAUGAUAACAGCAGCCUCCGCUCCCUCAUUGAGAAGCCUCCUAUUCUUAGUAGUUCUUUUAAUCCUAUCACAGGGACCGUGCUCUCUGGCUUCCGCCUCCACACUGGCCCGCUGCCAGCACAGUGUCGUCUGAUGCAUAUUCAGCCUCCCAAGAAGAAUAAGCAGCACAAACAGAGCCGUACUCAAGAUCCUGUUCCCCCAGAAACACCAUCUGAUUCAGAUCACAAGAAGAAGAAGAAGAAGAAAAAAGAAGAGGAUCCUGAACGGAAAAAGAAGAAGAAAGAGAAGAAAAAGAAGAACCGACACAGUCCAGACCACCCGGGUAUGGGCAGCUCCCAGGCCAGCAGCAGUAGCAGCCUCCGCUAACAGAACCACUGGACGUUGUCAGGUCAACUUUUCCUGCUGUACUGAACCUGCUGACACAAGGUGUCUCCCAG